AGUUGGUGCACGUGCGCUGUCAAAGUGACGUUUAGCUUGUUUUGAUACGCUCUUUUUUUUUUCUUCUUCUCUUAUUUGUGAUUUUUUCACUGAAGACACGUCAGUUGUGUGUUAAAUUAAAUUUCGUGGUGUUAAUUUGAAAUCAGCGAUCGUGGCUUCUUCUACGAGCAGCAAAAUGCGACGGGCUCACGGCAACUACGAGUACAAACCUCUGUCUCAGAACAUGAACGAGAUGGAGGACGAGAACAACCGGAUGGCUGAUCAACUCAAGGAUAAAAUCGGGGCUCUGAAGUCUCUGUCCAUAGAUAUUGGGAAUGAGGUUAAGUACCAGGACAAGCUGCUCAGGGACGUCGACGACGACAUGGACAAGACAGGUGGUUUCCUUGGCAACACUAUGAACAGGGUGCUGAGGCUGUCGAAGGGUUCACACAACUACUACAUCGUCUACCUGUUCCUCUUCUCAGUCUUCAUCUUUUUCCUCAUCUUCAUCAUCCUCAAGUUUCGAUGAAUUCAUCAUCUACAGAAGAUACCCAUACACACAUCAGUAUCAGAAUUAUAUAUAUAUACUGUAAAUCUUUAUCAAUAGUGCGGGGGGAAAAACAUCUGAAAUCUGGUAGCUGUCAGACCAAUCAACUUUCUUCUUUUUUUUUUUCUAUUACUAUUUAAACAUUACAAUUACUAUGUCGGUAUAAUAAGAUUAUUAUUAUGUUUUUUUUUUAAUUGUACAUAAAAAGACUUUUAUGAAUGACAAAAA
This is a messenger RNA of Nicrophorus vespilloides, 754 nucleotides long. RefSeq names its product BET1 homolog (gene Bet1). Lineage: Eukaryota; Metazoa; Arthropoda; Insecta; Coleoptera; Silphidae. Bases 176 to 508 code for a protein of 110 amino acids. Gene Ontology annotation, molecular function: SNAP receptor activity. Gene Ontology annotation, biological process: endoplasmic reticulum to Golgi vesicle-mediated transport; vesicle fusion with Golgi apparatus. Gene Ontology annotation, cellular component: Golgi trans cisterna; SNARE complex. The record is from RefSeq and is a predicted model, not a curated record. The transcript has a single exon.